This is a messenger RNA of Oreochromis aureus, 3029 nucleotides long. It is a transcript of the gene alx1, whose product is annotated as ALX homeobox 1. Gene Ontology annotation, molecular function: RNA polymerase II transcription regulatory region sequence-specific DNA binding; DNA-binding transcription activator activity, RNA polymerase II-specific. The transcript has 4 exons. NCBI's taxonomy places the organism in Eukaryota, Metazoa, Chordata, Actinopteri, Cichliformes, Cichlidae. The record is from RefSeq and is a predicted model, not a curated record. Gene Ontology annotation, biological process: embryonic skeletal system morphogenesis; positive regulation of transcription by RNA polymerase II; negative regulation of DNA-templated transcription. The coding region runs from base 1258 to 2217 and encodes 319 amino acids.
AAGUUCAUAAAAUCCUCUUUUCACCCAGCAGACAACAGUGGCAUCGUCUACUCUAAUUAGAGAGCAUGCUUUGAGGUUUUUAUUCCAACUGAAAAGAAUUUCUCGUCUUGUGCUUUUAAAAAGUUUUCAGUUAGUUUUGCAAGCAUCAAGCAGCAGCUUCAUGCAGAUUUGCAGCCGUAAUAUUAGAUUCUCAUUACAAAGCAAUGCACAAGAUCCUCCGCGCAGGUCGAAAUGUAAUUUAAAGUUUAGCUAAAAAUGAAUCUUAGUCUAAAGCCACCAGACAUGAAAUUUACAUUAUUAUCGUGUUAGAAUACUAAUAAUAAAAUCACUUCUUAAAAUCCAUAUUUUGAUCGCGUAAAAGAGAAAGUCUGGAAUGUGCCACGGUGUUAAUAAAGAUCUGUUUGUGGGUGCAAAUAAAUGAAAAAAAGAGAGAAAAUCUUGCAUUGGGUUUUCAGAAGGAUUUGAAAUAAGCAGAUUUUUUUAAUAAUUAAGAUAAUAAUAAUAAUAAUAAUUUACCCGACAAAGACGAACGCAUUUUCCACCUUCCUGUUUUAAUAAUUAAAUAUGAUUGAUUAUUUUACUUCUUCACAGAUUCGCAAAUGUCAAAUCUGCUUUAUAUCGUUAUUACUGGUUUGAAAUUUCAGAAAUGAUCUUUUCUUUAAAAUGGUCAUAAAUCAAUCCCCCGAAUUUAAAUGACUUACUGCAAAAUAUAACACACUUAUUUACAUGUUCACGCCAAUAAAAUCUCCUCCGUUUGAGAACAUCUGACUGUUGACUUUAUUCUGCUGCCUGCAGGUUAAAAUAUCCCUCCAAAUAAAUAAAUCACGAGCAGAGUUCUUACAACAUUUCCAAAGACGCGAAUUAAAUCCCAUUUUCAGCUGAAAGGUUUAGCUGUAGAAAAAUUAUUGCCUCAUUUUGGACGUCUAAACAUGCUGUAAAUUAAAGUCACUUUUGAUUGUUUCCUCGAAUUCGUUGUGGGUCUCCAAUCACUUUAAACUGCUGUUUGGUUUGGAUUCAGGGCGUAGGAGGAGUGGGAGGAGGGCGCUUUUUCAUAUUCAGAGAGGGGGUGCUCUUUAAGGAUCUCGUUCUCUUUGGGGCUAUAAAGACGUUGUGCCUUCAAGACAGAGCAAAUUAUCUUCAUCGGCGAAUUAUUGCUUUACAAGACGUCUCUCUACUCGUCGGUGCGCGAAGCGAUUAGUUUCUCUUUUUUCUUUUUUUAUGGUGACAUUUGAUUAGAGCGAGCGGUUUUCGGUGAAGAUGAUGGAGUACAUGGAGGAUAAGUUUGCCUUGAAAAGCCAAGCGAUGAAGGCCAGCGAUUACUACAUGGAUCAAGUCAUGGAGAGCCUGGACAGCGCGCAGUACUUCACCAAGUCUUCCCCAAAAUGUGUGCAGGCCUUCGGGCUGCAGAGCGGCGAGCACCGCUCCUCUCCCUGCGGGGAUCAAACCCCCAGUUACAGUGUGCCAAAAACAGAUGAAGACACCUUGCACUCUGACCUCGGGAGGCCCAUGGACAGUUGUUGCACUCUGCGGGCGUCUCCGGUGACAACCGGAUCGGAGAAAACCGAUUUGGAUGACAUGGGAGACAAGUGCGACAGUAACGUGUCCAGCAGCAAGAAGAGGAGACACCGGACGACCUUCACCAGCGCGCAGCUCGAGGAGCUGGAGAAAGUGUUUCAGAAGACACACUAUCCAGAUGUUUAUGUGAGGGAACAGCUGGCAAUGAGGACGGAAUUAACAGAGGCUAGAGUGCAGGUGUGGUUUCAAAACAGAAGGGCAAAGUGGAGGAAAAGAGAGCGCUACGGGCAAAUCCAACAAGCCAAAAGUCACUUUGCAGCCGCCUACGAUUUAUCCGUGCUACCGAGGACAGACAGCUACACACAGAUCCCCAACAAUCUGUGGCCGAGCCCAGCUCCUGGCAGCUCUGUGGUCUCCUCUUGCAUGCUGCCCCGAGGUUCCCCUCCUUGUGUCACUUCCUACUCCCACUCCCCUCGUUCGGCCGCCACUGCUGCUGACCAUGGCUACAUGGGCUUCCCAAAUCAGCAGAACCAAUUUGGCCACGUCUCUCUCAAUAACUUCUUCAGUGCAGACUCGCUUCUCACGCCGGCAAGCAACCCAGCUUUUGACACCAAACCUGAGUUUGAGAGGCGGUCAUCCAGCAUCGCCGUGCUUCGCAUGAAGGCCAAAGAGCACACAGCCAACAUCUCGUGGGCCAUGUGAUCAGGGUUCCCGGAAAGCCCGGAUACUGUGUGGGAAUUUUUUUUUUUUCAAUUAUCACUUUUUACACAGCAAAAGUGAACUGUUCUGAAAAAACGCUCUAUGUCACUCACAGUGAAGCUCUAACAAACUUUCUUUGCUCGGUGGACUCGAGUUCACUCUCCUACUACUUAUGGUUCUGUGCUUAUUAAAAAAAUAAUACACUCAAGCUCGGACCAUAAAAUUGAACUAGCCAUGAAAGUGUAUGACAAUCAGCUGUGUUUCUGGCUGAGGCCUGUUUGAACUAAUUGAAAGUUUCAUCAGACGGAACCAAAACAUUCAUAUCAUCCAGAAGUUCAAGGUAAUGGUCCCAGCAAAUAUUGUCCACUCUGGUGAGAAGAGACAUUUAAUGAACCUUUGUGAUCGGUGGAGAUGAAAGCUGUGAUUUGUAUAAGCUUUGUUGUUGUUGUUUUUCUUUUCCUAUCACCAUUUCCUCUCGACAGAGACAAUAACAAAAACCAAAGGCUACCCUGGGAUUUGGUACCACUUUGUGUACACUUGGAUCCAGAGAGAGGGGUCCAAAACCACUUCAGUAUUUCCAAGCACUGUGAAUAGCUUUCUUCUACCUUUCAUAUUUCUCCCUGUCUCAGGACUGAAGAUGAGCAGAGCAGAGGAAAAACUUACUGGCGUACUAACGUGUCCGUGUGCUUUGCAGCAAAGCUGUAAUCUCUGUUUUCUGCCUUUGUUCUGUAUCAAAAGAGGCAGGUGUUUUUUUUAAAAUCAUGUUUGUGCUAUAAAUUUAUUUGAUGGAAUCGUAAUAAAUGGAUUUUACUUGA